Molecule: messenger RNA, 1329 nt
Organism: Perca flavescens (yellow perch)
Lineage: Eukaryota; Metazoa; Chordata; Actinopteri; Perciformes; Percidae
Gene: myl9b
Product: myosin, light chain 9b, regulatory
Exons: 4
Coding region: 130-651 (173 amino acids)
Molecular function (GO): calcium ion binding
Source: RefSeq, a predicted model, not a curated record
UCUUUAAACAAACUUUCCAGUAGGACUGCCUGCUUCCUUUUGCACUGCUGUGUUGGAGCCAGACAAUAGGAGUUUGAGGGACUUCCACAUAUUUCUACCCGAAGUAAAGGCCCAGACCUAACCGCCACCAUGUCGAGCAAGCGUGCCAAGGGAAAGACCACCAAGAAGCGUCCCCAGAGGGCCACCUCCAACGUCUUUGCCAUGUUCGACCAGUCUCAGAUCCAAGAGUUCAAAGAGGCGUUCAACAUGAUCGACCAGAACAGAGACGGUUUCAUAGACAAGGAGGAUCUACAUGACAUGCUGGCCUCUCUGGGUAAGAACCCCUCUGAUGAAUACCUAGAGGGGAUGAUGAGCGAAGCACCAGGGCCAAUCAACUUCACCAUGUUCCUCACCAUGUUUGGAGAGAGGCUCAACGGAACGGACCCCGAGGACGUCAUCCGCAACGCCUUUGCCUGUUUUGAUGAGGAGGGAUCUGGUGUGAUUCACGAGGACCAUUUGAGAGAGCUGCUGACCACCAUGGGCGAUCGCUUCACAGAUGAAGAGGUGGACGAGCUGUUCCGUGAGGCGCCCAUCGACAAGAAGGGAAACUUCAACUACGCAGAGUUCACCCGCAUUCUCAAACACGGCGCCAAAGAAAAGGAUGACGAGUAGAGGGAGACACAGACUGCCUCGGGGCCCCCGCACACAUACUGCAUCAACCCCUAGUUCCUACCUUUUAUGGACUUGGUUUUAGAGAAAUUUAAUAGGAAAAAUAAAGGUAUAUUAUAAAAGGGCAGAAGUGGCCAUUGUGGUAAAAUUAUUCAGAUUUAAACAUGUCUAUGAAAGGUAUGCGCUUGGGAUUCAUUUGGGAUCCACAGAAAUAUUUUGCAUCAUCAUUGAAGGUUACCAUGAAGAAAGGUGUAUUUGCAUCUCAUAGCUACAAGUCUACUGCGGCCUCAGCCAAUUGGACAUUUGAGAUGGAUCAAAAACAUCAUGUGUGUGUGUGUGGGGGUGUUUUUGGCUGUAAGAUUCAGUGCCACGUAUAGUACCAGCAAUGUUUACCUCUUCCUGCCAAUUAGCUACAGCACCUGCAUAAGCACUGCAACAAGUCUACAUCUGUAAUAUUUGUAUCAGUGUGUUAAAAAUUGAUUUAAAAAAAAAUAAUCAUUCCGAUUGUGUUUAUUAAGAGUGCUCAGUACUUGUGCUUGAUGAAAUGGUUAAGAGCUUUUAAUCUAAACUCUCGCAUCAGCUGGUUGUGUGUAUUUCUUGAAGGAUCAGAAUUGUUUAGGACAUUGAAGGAAUUCAGUCUUGAAUUGUUGCUCAGGCAAAUAAAGUAUACUGUACUUUACA